This is a messenger RNA of Entelurus aequoreus (snake pipefish), 17277 nucleotides long. Its product is annotated as low-density lipoprotein receptor-related protein 1B-like. Lineage: Eukaryota; Metazoa; Chordata; Actinopteri; Syngnathiformes; Syngnathidae. The record is from RefSeq and is a predicted model, not a curated record. Gene Ontology annotation, molecular function: calcium ion binding; protein binding.
GCCGUGUGCAUGCGUCGGGAAGCGGGUGGCGCGCUGCAGCGGUUCCGCUGGACAUCACCCGAGUAUCGGCACUUGACAACCCCGUGGCGGAGGAGACCGGAGGUGGGGAGAGACUGGACCCGAAGAAGAAGGAGCAGGACAGGGAGACGCGCCGGGGCUCCUGACAGCCCGCUCCCCGAAAACAUGUCCGAGUUGUUUCUUCUCGCCCUCUUAGCCCUUUUCUCGGGAUUAUUUCCACGCACCGAGCCCUCGGCAGUGGCGGACGAGCGGAAAGAAGCCAUCUUAUGUGAUGUAGGGGAGUUUCACUGUCACGAUCAGGAAACCUGCAUCCCCGAGGCCUGGCUUUGUGAUGGCGAACCCGACUGCCCCGAUGCCUCAGACGAAAGGGACAGGACUUGUGUACGAGAGAUGGUGAUCAGAUGUCCGCUAAAUCACAUACAGUGUAUCGGGACUAAAAAAUGCAUUCAUUUCAACAAACUCUGCAAUGGGGCAAAGGACUGUGACGAUGGCUAUGAUGAAGGAGUUCACUGUCGAGAGCUCCUCUCAGCCUGUCAUGAGCUCCGGUGUCGCUACGGCUGCAUCAUGACGAGAAAUGGCACCUUCUGUUUCUGUGCCGACGGCUUUGAGGUCGGCGAAGAUGGCACGAGCUGCCGAGACCAUGAUGAAUGUGCCCAGUAUGGCUCAUGUAGCCAAAUCUGCACAAACACCUAUGGGUCAUACAGAUGCAGCUGUGCAGAAGGAUACAUCCUGCAGACUGACAAGAGAUCUUGCAAAGCCAAACAAGAUCCUGGGGACAGACACCCGGUGCUUCUCAUGGGUGGAUCCGACCGUAUUGUCAUCACCUACCUAAAUGGAACAGGUCUUCUGCCCCUGAGGUCACUGAGUGUAAAUGGAACACUGACAUUGGAUUUCCAGCAUAACCAGGACAGGGUCUGCUGGGUUUUGUCCAAAGAAUCUACCGGGUCACUCCGAUGUGCUGAAAUGAGGAAUCUACGUCGACUCACACGGGAAAAGGAAAUAACAACAUCGCAGAGUUUGCAAUAUGCUGAGCACAUGGCAAUCGACUGGCUGACCGGCAACUUCUAUUUUGUUGACCGGGUCAGAGACACAAUAUUUGUGUGUGACCAGAGUGGCAGCACUUGUGUGACUCUCCUGCAGCUCGACCUGCUGAAUCCUAAAGGAAUAGCUCUGGAUCCUCUCAUGGGGAUGAUGUUCUUCACUGACUAUGGGAACGUGGCCAAGGUGGAGCGCUGCAACAUGGAUGGCACAAACCGGACACGGCUGGUGGAUUAUAACAUUGAGCAGCCCACAGCUGUGGCAUUGGAUGUGGUCAAAAAGAUGGUGUACUGGGCAGAUGCCUACCUGGAUUACAUUGAUGUUGUGGAUUACCAAGGCAAAAACCGACACACCAUUACCCAGGUAAGCCGAGUGUCGAAUAUUUAUGCAUUAACUGUGUUUGAGAACUACCUCUAUGCUACCCGCUCUGACCCUUCCAAAGAUAUUUUGACUGUGGAGCUGCUGCAAAUCCACAGGUUCAACAUCACUGCGGAGAUCAAGACACUCGCAAGUCUGGGAAAGACACAAACCCUCCGUGUUUACCAUAAAGUCACACAAACAACAGUUAGGACACAUGCGUGUGAAAUGGAUUCAUAUGGGAAAUCGGGUGGAUGCUUCCAUAUUUGUCUGCUCAGUGGCAGCUACAAGUCCAGAACGUGCCAUUGCCGUGUUGGCUACAACUUAGGUUCUGAUGGACAAUCCUGCAAAAAGCCCAAAAGUGAUCUCUUCAUGUUCUACGGCAAAGGGCGUCCCGGGAUCAUCCGAGGCAUGGACAUGAACGUCAAGUCGAGCGACGAGCACAUGGUGCCGAUUGAAGACCUCGUCAAUCCUCGAGCUAUCGACUACCACGCGUCGUCGGGGCAUGUUUAUUUUGCUGACACCACCAGUUUUCUCAUCGGAAGACAAAACAUAGACGGAAGCCACAGGGAAACGAUCCUGAACGAAGAACUCGACAAUGUGGAAGGAAUCUCUGUGGACUGGAUUGGGAAUAACUUGUAUUGGACCAAUGAUGGCUACAGAAAGACAAUCAGUGUUGCCAGGUUGCAGAGAUCCUCAGAAACCAGGAAAACUCUCUUGGAAGGGAACAUGUCACACCCACGAGCCAUUGUGGUCGACCCUCUUAACAGCUGGAUGUACUGGACAGACUGGGAAGAGGAUGAGGUGAAUGACAGUAUUGGACGGAUAGAAAAAGCCUGGAUGGAUGGAUCAAACCGAGAUAUUUUUGUCACCUCAAACAUGCUGUGGCCCAAUGGCCUGACCUUGGACCACAGCUCCAGCACCAUGUAUUGGUGCGAUGCCUACUUUGAUCACAUCGAAAAGAUUUACCUCAAUGGGACUGGACGAAUGGUGGUUUACAACGGAAAGGAGCUUAACCAUCCAUUUGGAAUAUCUCAUUAUCGCAAUUUCAUCUUUUGGACUGAGUACAUGAACGCAUCGGUCUUCCAGCUGGAUUUGUCCACAGGGGAUGUCAACGUGAUGCGGAUUGAAAGACCACCGUUAUUUGGCCUCCGAGUUUAUGAUGCACAAAGUCAGCAAGGUGACAAUGCAUGCAGUUUGAAUUAUGGCGGCUGUGGUACCCUCUGCCUUGCCAUCCCAGGAGGCAGAGUGUGUGCCUGCGCUGACAACCAGGUUCUGGAGAAGAACAAUGUCACCUGUACAGAAACCUCCAGCAGCGGUUCAGAACCUCAGCGAUGUAAAAGUGAGGAGUUUCAGUGCCGGAACCAACGCUGCAUUCAGGCUCGGUGGAAGUGCGAUGGAGACAACGACUGCCUGGAUGGCAGCGACGAGGAGAGCCACAUAUGCUACAAUCACUCGUGUUCAACGGAUCACUUCAAAUGCAAAAACAACCGCUGCAUUCCAAAAAGGUGGCUUUGCGAUGGCAAAAAUGACUGUGGUGAUAAUGAGGAUGAGGCAAACGUCACAUGUUCAGCCCAGUCCUGUCAGACUGACCAGUUCUCGUGCCAGAAUGGGCGAUGUAUACCCCAAGCUUGGCUCUGCGACAGGGAGGAUGACUGCGGUGAUACGUCUGAUGAAGUAUCAUGUACGUUUCCCUCUUGUGAGCCCAUCACACAGUUCAGCUGUUCUAAUGGUCGAUGCAUCGACGUGAAGUGGCACUGUGACUCAGACGACGACUGUGGCGACGGCAGUGACGAGGCGGGCUGCUUCCAGUCCUGCUCCAACAACCAGUUCCAGUGCGCCAGCGGCCGCUGCAUCCCGGAUCACUGGGCCUGCGAUGGCGAUAACGACUGUGGAGACUUCAGCGAUGAAAACAUGACCUGUAGGGGUGGCUCAGCAGUGCUGCCAUCUGUGAUCGAGUGCAGUGCCGAAGAAUUCCACUGUGUCACAGAUGGCACCUGCAUCCCGGAACGUUGGCGAUGUGACGGAGACAAGGAUUGUGAGGAUGGCAGUGACGAGAAAGACUGCAAAGGCACCAAAAGGAUGUGCGACCCAAAGGCCAAGUUCACCUGUAAAGAUACAGGAAAGUGCAUCACAAAGAGCUGGGUGUGUGACGGCGACAUUGACUGCGAAGACCGCUCAGAUGAGGAGUCAUGUGAGUCCGCUAUCUGUAAGCCACCCAGAUACCACUGUGCCAACGACACCUCCGUCUGCCUCACACCUGACAAGAUUUGCAAUGCCAAAGUGGACUGUGCAGACCGCUCGGACGAAGGACCCGUUUGCGACAUGUGUCUUGUAGCCCGAGGGGGCUGUAGCCACAUAUGCACCGUGGCACCGGGGAAGGGGGUCGUUUGUUCCUGUCCCCCUGGACUUCACCUGGACUCCAGCAACAAGACAUGUGAGGUGGUGGACUACUGCAGCCGCCACCUGAAGUGCAGCCAAGUGUGUGAGCAGUACAAGACCACAGUGAAGUGCUCCUGUUAUCCAGGAUGGAGGCUUGACUCUGAUGGGGACAGCUGCCACAGCACAGAUCCCUUUGAGGCUUUCAUCAUUUUCUCAAUUCGCCAUGAGAUAAGACGAAUAGACCUUCACAAGAGGGACUACAGCCUGCUUGUGCCGGGCCUGAGGAACACCAUUGCGCUGGAUUUCCACUUUAAUCGCAGCCUCCUUUACUGGACAGAUGUGGUGGAAGAUAAGAUCUACAGGGGAAGGCUCUCCGAGACAGGCGGGGUAACUGGAAUUGAGAUUGUCAUUCAACAUGGACUGGCCACCCCGGAAGGUCUGGCAGUGGAUUGGAUCACAGGAAAACUGUACUGGAUUGACAGCAAUCUGGACCAGAUCGAGGUCGCCAGACUGAAUGGAGAUAUGCGGACCACACUGAUUGCAGGGGGCAUGGAGCAUCCUCGGGCCAUCGCUCUGGACCCAGGCCAAGGCAUUAUGUUUUGGACUGACUGGGACGCUACCUUCCCCCGGAUUGAGGCUGCAUCGAUGAGCGGAGAAGGUCGACACAUUGUGUUUAAGGAUAUGGAGAUUGGAGCCUGGCCCAAUGGACUGACUCUGGAUCAUCUGGAAAAGAGGAUUAUUUGGACUGAUGCACGUUCCGAUGCCAUUUUCUCCGCCCUCUACGACGGCAGUGGCAUCAUUGAGAUCCUCAAGGGCCACGAAUACCUGUCUCAUCCCUUUGCCGUUUCCCUCUUCGGAGGAAAUGUCUACUGGACGGACUGGAGGACUAACACUUUAGCAAGAGCCAAUAAGUGGACGGGGCAAAAUGUUACUGUCAUCCAGAAGACAAGUGCUCAGCCUUUUGACCUGCAGAUCUUCCAUCCCAGUAGACAGCCGCAAGCCCCUAACCCUUGUGAGGAGAAUGAUGGACGCGGUCCUUGCUCGCAUAUGUGUCUCAUCAAUUACAACUCUAUUGCAUCCUGCACCUGUCCACACCUGAUGAAGCUUUCAGCCGACAAACAAUCCUGCUUUGCUUUGAAAAGGUUCCUCCUGUACGUGCGCCGGUCUGAAAUCCGUGGUGUGGACAUGGACAACCCUUACAUGAAUGUCAUGACAGCCCUGACAGUGCCAGACAUUGAUGACGUCACAGUAGUGGACUAUGAUGCCCAUGAGGAGAGGAUCUAUUGGGCUGAUAUCAAAACCCAAACCAUUAAGCGGGCGUUCAUCAAUGGCACUCAACUAGAGACAAUCAUUUCAUCAGACAUAGUGAACUGUCGCGGUCUGGCUUUGGACUGGCUUUCCAGGAACUUAUAUUGGCUUAGCUCUGAAAAUGACGAGUCACAAAUCAAUGUGGCUCGCUUUGAUGGGUCCCUGAAGACUUCCAUCAUCCACGGCAUUGAUAAGCCAAGGUGCCUUGUAGUACACCCCGCCAAGGGGAAAAUCUAUUGGACAGAUGGCAACACCAUUAACAUGGCCAACAUGGAUGGAAGUAACAGCAAGGUCCUCCACCAGAACCAGAGGGACCCUCUGGGUCUCUCAGUAGACUAUACAGCCAACAAGCUUUACUGGAUUAGUUCAGCCAAUAACACCAUCAACAGGUGCAAUCUGGAUGGAACAGGACUGGAGGUACUGGAAAAUCUGAAGAAGGAGCUUACGAAAGGCACUGCUUUGGCCGUGAUAGGCGGUAAACUGUGGUGGGCAGAUGACGAAUCUGCACAGCUGGGAACUGUCAACAAGAGGGAUGGACGGAACUUUGUGAUUCUGAGAAACAAGACUGGCGGGGUGGUUCACAUGAAGGUGUACGAUCAGGAUGGUCAGAAAGGAAGAAACCUCUGCCACGUAAAUAACGGUGGAUGUUCGCAGCUCUGUUUUCCGACCUCUGAGAGCACCCGGAGCUGCUCUUGCACUGUUGGAUACAACCUGAGAAGUGAUCGCGUGUCGUGUGAGGGCGUCGACUCAUUUCUGAUGUAUUCCAUCCAUGAGGGUAUACGAGGACUUUCACUGGACCCAAAUGACAACACUGAAGCCCUCAUGCCCAUUGCAGGCACACUGUUUGCUGUGGGUGUGGACUUUCAUGCAGGAAAUGACACUGUUUACUGGACAGACAUGGGUCUGAACAGAAUUUCCAGGGCCAAGCGCGAUCAGACGUGGAGGGAGGACAUCAUCACUUCUGGCAUUAGCAGGGUCGAAGGCAUUGCUGUUGACUGGAUGGCUGGGAACCUUUACUGGACAGACCAUGGUUUUAAUCUUAUAGAAAUAUCUCGUCUGAAUGGUACUUACCGCUCGGUGGUCAUAUCUGAAGGACUUGAUCAGCCCAGAGGUGUUGCUGUGCAUCCACAAAAAGGGUAUCUCUUCUGGACUGAGUGGGGCCAGAUCCCAUGUAUCGGCCGCUCUCGUUUGGAUGGUUCAGACCAAGUCACCUUGGUCAACUCAGGCAUUAUGUGGCCCAAUGGGAUUUCUAUUGACUACGAGGAAAACACGUUAUACUGGUGUGACACCCGCACGGAUAAGAUUGAGAGGAUCAACCUUGAGACAGGUGAGAGCCGAGAGAUAGUAUUGUCUUCGGCCAAUGUGGACCUGUUCUCGGUGGCUGUGUUUGGGCCUUACAUCUACUGGUCUGACAGGGCUUUCUCCAACGGUUCAAUCAGACGUGGGUUGAAGACUGACAGCAGCGAGGCCGUGACAAUGAGAAGUGGCCUGGGGGUCAAUUUGAAGGGUGUGACAGUCUUCAAUAGAGGCAGAGAGAAAGGUUCAAACCCUUGCGCCAGGAGCAAUGGUGGCUGCCACCAGCUUUGCUUUCAUUUAGGAAGCGGCCGUCGGACCUGCUCCUGCGCCCAUGGCCGCUUAUCAGAGAAUGGCUUUUCCUGUGAACGCUAUGAAGGGUAUCUGCUCUACUCUGAGAGGACAACACUGAAAAGCAUCCACCAUUCAGAUGAGAGUGACCUCAACUCACCUGUCCAGCCCUUUGAAAACCCGGCUUUUUUCAAGAACGUCAUAGCCCUGGCCUUUGACUACAGUCAGAAUGCAGCGGGGACCAACCGCAUUUUUUUCAGUGAUGUUCACUUUGGAAAUAUCCAAAUGGUCGAUGACGACUGGAAAGGACGAUCCAUUAUUGCAGAAAACGUGGGUUCGGUAGAGGGCCUGGCGUACCACCGAGCCUGGGAUACAUUGUACUGGACCAGCUCCACGACCUCCACCAUCACCAGACAGACCAUUGUACAGAGAGGAGCUGGUGUCCUUAGCCGGGAGGCGGUAGUUACUCUUUCUGAGGAAGACCACCCUCAUGCCUUGGCUCUGGAUGAGUGUCAAAGCCUGAUGUUUUGGACCAACUGGAAUGAACAGAGGCCCAGCAUUAUGAGAUCUACCUUGGCAGGCAAGAACAUGAGGAUUAUCGUCAGCACUGACAUCCUGACACCCAACGGACUGACAAUUGAUCACAGAGCGGAGAAGCUUUACUUUUCAGACAGAAGCCUUGGCAAGAUUGAGAGAUGUGAUUUUGAUGGAUCCGGCAGAUAUGUCAUUGUGAAGUCAGGCCAAGGGAAUUUCUAUGGACUGGCCAUCUAUGCAGAUUUCAUCUUCUGGUCGGACUGGGCCCGCAGAUCAGUACUGCGGGCUAACAAAUACACGGGUGGUGACAUGAAGGUACUCCGAGCAGACAUACCCCACCAGCCCAUGGGAAUUAUUGCCGUUGCCAAUGAUACAAACAACUGUGAGCUGUCACCGUGUCGACAUAUGAACGGAGGCUGUGGUGAUCUCUGUAUUCUGACCGCCCAAGGGAGGGUCAAUUGCACUUGCCGUGGAGAACGCCUCCUCUUAGAUGACAACAGAUGUGUGUCGAAAAAAUCAUCCUGCAACAUCCACAGCGAGUUUGAGUGUGGAAAUGGAGAGUGCAUUCGCUACGAGCUUACCUGUGAUGCAAUCGCACAUUGCAAGGAUAAAUCAGAUGAAAAGAUGCAAUACUGUGACAACAGGAACUGCCGCAAGGGUUUCAGGCCCUGCUACAACCAACGAUGUGUGGCUCACAGUCAUUUCUGUGACGGGAUUGAUGACUGUGGGGAUAACUCUGACGAAGCUUUCUGUGGCAAUGUCACAUGUGGCUCAUCGGAAUUACCGUGCAAGGAUGGGAGCUGCGUACCCAGCUCAGCCUGGUGUAACCAGGUCAUUGACUGUGCUGAUGCUUCGGAUGAAAAAAACUGCAAUCACAGUGACUGCUCUCACUUUUACAAGUUGGGGGUGAAAGAGAAAGAUUUCAUCAGGUGCAACUCCACUUCACUGUGCAUCCACACCUCGUGGAUCUGCGACGGCGCCAACGAUUGUGGAGAUUAUGCAGAUGAAGCCAACUGUCAGGUUUCCCACGGGCAGAAGUGUGAGGAGGGCCACUUUUCAUGUCCAAGCGGUAACUGCAUCUCAAGUGUGUGGCUUUGCGAUGGCCAGAAAGACUGCGAGGACGGAGCAGAUGAAUUCCAGUGCGACUCGUCGUGCUUGUGGAACCAGUUUGCCUGCUCCAAGAAUAAAUGCAUCGCGAAACAGUGGCUCUGUGAUGGAGAGAACGACUGUGACGACGGCCUUGAUGAGAGCGUGGAGAUCUGUGGCUCGGUGACAUGUGCGCCAGGGUUAUUCAGCUGCCCAGGGUCAUAUGCUUGUGUUCCAAAACGCUGGCUCUGCGAUGGUGAGAGAGACUGCCCUGAUGGAAGUGAUGAACUUUCUGCAGCCGGCUGUGCACCCAACAACACGUGUGAUGACAACUCUUUUCACUGCCACAACAAAGCCUGCAUCCCCCAGCGAUUUGUCUGUGACCAUGAUGACGACUGCGGCGAUGGAUCAGAUGAGUCCGUGGAAUGCGUCUACCGCUCAUGUGGAUCAGGAGAAUUUCGCUGCGGGGAUGGCCGCUGCCUUCUCAGUGCACAGUGGGAGUGUGAUGGCUACGCGGACUGUCCCGACCAUUCCGAUGAACUGCCUCUGAACCUCAAAUGUCUGGCCGCAGGAAGUUUGUGCAACGGCUCCUUCUUCAUGUGCUCCAAUGGACGCUGUAUAUCGGAGAGGAAUCUCUGCAAUGGGAAAGAUGAUUGUGGUGACCAGUCGGAUGAGAGGAACUGCAAUGUGAACGAGUGCUUGAAUCGGCGUGUAAGCAGGUGCACCCAGGAAUGCCAGGAUUUUCCUGUGGGAUACAAGUGUAAAUGUUGGCCCGGUUUCCACUUGAAGGAUGAUGGGAGGACGUGUGUUGACGUUGACGAAUGCUCCACUACCCUCCCCUGUAGCCAGCGCUGCAUCAACACCUAUGGCUCCUACAAAUGCCUGUGUGUGGACGGCUACGACGCCUUAGAACGCAACCCUCAUGUUUGCAAGGCUGCAUCAGCUGAAGAGCCUUUUCUUAUCAUGGCCGACCACCACGAGAUUCGUAAGCUGAGUGUCGACGGUUCCAAUUAUACAAUCCUGAAACAGGGCCUAAACAACAUUAUACACAUCGACUUCGACUACAAGAAGGAGUUCAUCUAUUGGGUGGACUCCACCCGGCCGAGUGGGAGGAAGAUCAACAGAAUGCGACUCAAUGGAAGUGAUCUGAAGAUUGUCCACAGAACAGCGGUCCCCAGUGCCUUAGCGGUGGACUGGAUAGGAAAGAAUCUUUAUUGGUGUGAUGCCGAAAAGAAAACACUGGAGGUUUCCAAAGCAAAUGGACUCUAUCCUACUGUGCUGAUCAGUUCAGGCCUCAAGAACCCCUCAGAUCUAGUCCUGGACCCACAAACUGGGUAUGUAUUCUGGGUAGACUGCUGUGAACCCCCUCACAUUGGACGCAUUGGCAUGGAUGGUCGUGGGCAGAAGGUUAUCAUUGACAAUGAGAUCUAUAGUCCCACUGCUCUGACUAUUGAUUAUACCAACAAGCGGCUCUACUGGGCAGAUGACAACCAUAUCCUUUUCGCAAAUAUGGAUGGCUCCCAGAGACACAAAGUGUCCUAUGAUCACAUCCAAGGGGUCAUGGCACUGACCUUGUUUGAGGACUUUAUCUAUUGGACUGAUGGGAAAUCCAAAUCGCUGCGGCGAGUUCACAAGACCACCGGUGCUCAAGUAAUGGAGCUUCUCAACUCUUGGCAAGCCAUCAAAUCCAUCAAGGUCUACCACUCGCUACGGCAGCCUGAAGUGCCCAAACACCAGUGUCAGGUGGCCAACGGAGGAUGCAGCCACAUGUGUCUGCUAUCCCCUGGUGGGGACCACAGAUGUGCCUGCCCCAGUAAUUUCUACCUGGCUGCUGACAACAAGACCUGUCUUUCCAACUGCACCUCCAGUCAGUUUCGCUGUGGGACAGAUGAGUGCAUCCCUUUCUGGUGGAAAUGUGACACGGUUGAUGACUGUGGGGAUGGAUCAGAUGAACCUCCAGACUGCCCGGAAUUCAAAUGUCAACCUGGACGUUUUCAGUGUGGCACUGGUCUCUGCGCGCUUCCUCCUUUCAUCUGUGAUGGCGAGAACGACUGUGGCGACAACUCGGAUGAAGCUAACUGCGAGACAUACAUCUGCCUCUCAGGCCAGUUCAAAUGCACUGGGAAAAAGAAAUGCAUUCCCCUCAACCUGCGCUGCAAUGGUCAAGAUGACUGCGGUGAUGGAGAAGAUGAGACCGAUUGCCCUGAGAGCACAUGCUCCCCCGACCAGUUCCAGUGCAAGGCCUCCAUGCACUGCAUCUCCAAACUCUGGGUUUGUGAUGAGGACCCCGACUGCGCUGAUGGGUCAGACGAGGCUAAUUGUGAUGAAAAGACCUGCGGACCUCAUGAAUUCCGCUGUGAGAAUAACAACUGCAUACCAGACCACUGGAGGUGUGACAGCCAGAAUGACUGUGGAGACAACUCUGACGAGCAGAGCUGCACACCAGUCACUUGCAACCACAAAGACUUUGCCUGUGCAAAUGGAGACUGCAUUUCUUCUCGAUUCCGCUGUGAUGGGGACUAUGACUGUUUGGAUAAUUCGGAUGAGAAAGGCUGUGAGGCACAUUGUGCUGACGACCAAUUUCGUUGUCACAACAACCUGUGCAUCUCAAAAAAGUGGUUGUGCGACGGCCAAGAAGACUGUAAGAUGGGAGAGGAUGAGAUCAGCUGCCAGGGAACAGUGGUCCCUUCAUGUUCUGUGAAUGAGUAUGUGUGUGCUAGUGGAGGGUGCGUAUCUGCCACCCUGCGAUGUGACGGACAUGACAACUGCCUGGAUGGCUCAGAUGAGACUGGCUGUGUGAAAGAGUGCAGAGAAGAUGAGUUUCUUUGUCAGAAUCGUGCACACUGCAUUCCUCAACGCUGGCGUUGCGAUGGCAUUAUGGACUGUAUGGACCACAGUGAUGAGGAAAACUGCAGCCAAGGGGCAUUCUUCUGUCGGGCUGAUGAAUUCAUUUGCAAUAACACCUUGUGCAAACUGCACACAUGGGUGUGUGAUGGCAGGGACGACUGCGGAGACAAUUCGGAUGAAGACACAGACAUGUGUGAAAAACUUGCUUGUCCUCCAACGAGGCCAUUCCGCUGCAGAAAUAAUCAUGUUUGCCUGCGCGCCGACCAAGUCUGCAACAAAGUGGAUGAUUGUGGUGACAGCUCUGAUGAAGAAGAGUGUGAAGUGGCGGCUGGAAGACCUCGACCUUGUGGGAAGACCGAGUUCAGCUGCAGUAACAGACGAUGUAUAUCCAUCCAGCUACAAUGUGACCUAUUCAACGACUGCGGAGACGGUGGCUCGGAAGAGCAAGAUUGCAAAGCUUUUUCCAGCGGAGAUGUAUGUAGUAAGAAAACAAAUCCAUGUGGAGAGGAUGCCAUAUGCAACCAGACAAAUACCAAUGCAGUAUGCCAAUGCAAACCAGGCUUCAAGAGGAACCAGAAGUCAGGCCAAUGUGACGAGAUGAACGAGUGUCUACAGUUUGAUACUUGUCCUCAUCUCUGUACCAACACUAAAGGAUCUUUUAAGUGCUCAUGUGACAGAAAUUACAGGGAGAUCGAUGGUAACUGUGUAGCAAAAGGACCAGAAGAUCGAGUGCUCUACAUUGCUAAUGACACUGAAAUCAGAAGUUUUGUGUACCCAUUUAACCAGAGUCAUGGACACAAAGUACUCACAGAAAUUGAGGACAAUGCACGCAUUAUUGGAAUGGAUGCUUUGUUUCAACACCAAAAGUUUAUCUGGGCUACCCAAUUCAACCCUGGUGGAAUAUUCUAUAAAGAAAGUCUGGAACGAAGUCAAACUAAAACAAAUGUCAGAAAUAUUUGUUCAGACUUUCGACGACCCAGAGACAUUUCUGCUGACUGGAUCACCGGAAAUAUCUACUGGACGGAUCAUUCACGGAUGCACUGGUUCAGCUAUUACACAGCACUGACAAAAUUACGGUACUCCAUAAAUGUUGGACAACUCAAGGGACCAAAUUGCACCCGCUUGAUUACCGACAUCGCAGGAGAGCCUUAUGCCAUUGCUGUCAGCCCAGUCCGUGGGAUGAUGUACUGGAGUGUAGUGGGUGAUCACUCUCAUAUUGAGGAAUCGGCCAUGGAUGGUUCCCUACGCAGAGUUAUUUUGGAGAAGAACCUUCGAAGACCAACUGGGCUCGCAAUUGAUUAUUUUAAUCAACGUUUGUACUGGGCUGAUCCUGAGCUCUCGCAGAUUGGCAGCAUGAGACUGGAUGGUUCCGACCCGCUUAUGACGAUCAGUGAGAGACAUGGAAUAUUCCAACCAUACAGAAUUGAUAUAUUUGAAGACUACAUCUAUGGAACUGGAUUAAAACACGAGGUCUUCAAGAUUCACAAGUUUGGCAAACAGUCUGUGGAGUUCCUCAACUUGGGUGUGGAGAAGCCCACCAAUGUUUUGAUCUCCCACAAAUUUAAACAUCAAGAUGCAUCAAAUCCAUGCCUGAGGAUGUCUUGUGAUUUCAUGUGUUUGCUCAACCCAUCGGGUGCCAGAUGUACUUGUCCAGAGGGCAAAGUACUGAUCAACGGCAGCUGCAGUGACGUCAACGUGUCAGGUGAACUGUGCCGUCCCCCCUGCGAGAACGGAGGGCGUUGCCUAGCCAACGAGAAGGGAGACUGGAGGUGCUACUGCUGGCCUGAUUUUUCGGGGGAGCGCUGUGAGGUCAACCACUGCACCGACUACUGCCUAAAUGGAGGCACCUGCAUGGGCUCACCCCUGGGUAAGCCUACAUGCUACUGUCCUCUUGGCUUCUCGGGUCCAUUCUGCGAGAGAAGGAUAUGUGACAAUUACUGUUUGAACGGUGGAACAUGUGACGUCACUCAUGGCAACCAGCCAGUCUGCCGCUGUUUGGCGGAAUAUACCGGAGAUCGCUGUCUGCACCACAUUUGCCACCACUACUGCGUGAACUCCAAGGCGUGCACAUUGUCCAGCACUGGCUACGUGGAGUGCGUGUGUCCCGCCAGGUUUGAGGGAAACAAAUGUGAGGUGGACAAGUGUCUUCGAUGCCAUGGCGCCCCCUGCCUCAUUAAUGACGAGACCGCAGAUGUGGUUUGCAAUUGCACAAAUGGGCGAAUUGCACCAAGCUGUCAGCUGUGUGACGGCUAUUGCUACAAUGGAGGCACCUGUCACCUGGACCCCGACACCAACCUGCCUUUCUGUCACUGUACAUCAGGUUUCAAGAACCAACGUUGUGAUGAGCUGGCCAACCCCUGCGAUUACUUCUGUCAGAAUGAGGGGAUGUGCACAUUAACAGCUCAUAACAAACCACGCUGCAAGUGUUCCACAAACUGGGCUGGAACGCAGUGUGAGAGACCUGCGCCCAAAAGCAGCAGAUCAGAUAAUACGAGUGGAGGGAGUAUAGCUAUUAUUGUGCCUCUGGUCCUGCUGGUCAUCUUGAUUGUGAUGGUGGUAGCGGGAAUUUAUAUCUUCAGACGGAAGCAAAGGGGGAAACGUGUCCAAAGGCAGCCAAUGACCAAUGGGGGAUUAAAUGUGGAGAUUGGGAACCCGUCGUACAACAUGUAUGAAGUUGACCACGACAACCAUGCAGACGCAGGCAGCCUGUUGCGACCCAGCUUCACACUGGACCCUCAAAAGGGCUGGUGUGUAAAAUCCAGUGACCCUCGCGCCUUGGGUAUCAAUUCGGUGCCCAAGGAGGUAAUCCCUGGACAGCCCAUGAACUACGAAAACCCAGUGUAUACAAAGAUGUACAUGGACGGACAAAACGGUCGGAAGCCGGUCAUCAACAUCGACGAGAGAAGAGAGCUACUCCCAAAGAAACGAGAGGGGAUUAUACAUGAAACCGCCGCGUAGCCUAACUUGACUCUUUGUACUUCUUUUUUGUAACCACAGUAUACAAUGGAUUAUAUAUGGACAUGGAAACAAUACUUUUUCUAUGAGGCUUUUAGGUGACAUAGUGACUGACCGCGUCAGCAUUAUGUGCUCGGUGUGCUUUGGAGCUCUAUUUUCAAACGUAGGUUAUGCAGCCCUAUACUGAAUGACACUCUGAAGCGCUAAAAAAAAAAAAAAAAAAAUGUAUUCACACCACGCCAUACUUAUGCACAGUUAAAAAGUACAACGCUAAAAACAUGUUCCAUCUCUUUAUCGGGGAAGCAGGAACGCAGAUGUUUUUGUGGCGGUAACGAAGGCUUGGCUCAGUUUUUAUGACCACUUUUAAGCAAUGUUGAGUUUAGGAAGAUUUGUCAUUUUUGGGUUUUUUUUUUUCCAAGUGGUGGAUCCACCGGUAAACCUUAAGGAUUAGUAUUAGGGGUGUCCCACUCCGAUAGUGAUAUUAGCUAUCGGUACGAUAUCAGCAAAAAAAAAACAAGUAUCGGAUUAUAUUGGCUUGCAUCUAAAACGUGUUUACUUGUGCAAAGCUGGACAGCCAGUUAAUAUCUGAAUGUCUUGCGAUAAGCGCACAGGUUUUUCCUUUUAUACCGAAGUCAUUUACAAAAACAUAAACUUUUUUCACCAAGUAUCACCUCAGAAAAAACUCAUAACACCAUAAUAACGAAUAUUAAAACACAGUACCGUAGUAGGCCUAAGUAUUCAUUAAAAACAAGGCAGAUGUUUUAUUUAACGACUAGAUUUACUGUAAAUUCCACUACUAUUUUUUUGCCUACGCUUUAAACCGUGCGACUUAUAACACUGUGCGACUAAUUUAUGGCUUUUUCUUCCCAUAAUGCAACAAAUUGUAAACUAAAACACACAAGCAAAGACACUGCAAAGGUGUGUUAUUGUUUAUGCAACGGCGCCAUCUUUUGGAUGAUUUUCUUCACUGCAAACGUCUUCAGUAUUUCCUCCUGUUUAGUGCUUUCGACCAAAAGUGCCGUUUUGUCGUCCAUAGCGUUUCUUCAUUCAUCACUCCAAGCAACAUUUGUAAGUUUUACAAUAUAAGUAAAAUUAUUCAUAGUUUCUAAACCGUCCCAUGUGUGAUGUCUGUAGGUUUGUUUUCAUGCAUAUUUGUACGUGCUAUCGUAAUGUAAUUAAGCUGCCGUCGUUAGCAAUAGCGAAUGUGCUAACACGUUUACGAGUGUCUUUGUUAGUAUUAUUAACUUACAACGGCAUUCUUUUUGUAUUGUUUCAGUUUUUUAAAUUCACCAAAACUUCACCGUGGAAUUAUUGAGUCUGUUUAGCUGAUUGGAGAGUUAGCUUCCGCAGCUAGUGGGUCCAUGACCAUGACUUUUGUUUUUUUUGGUAAGCCGUUUUACUGCCGUGUUACAGGCACUGUUUGGAAACAAUUAACGUAUGUAAAUAAACAUUCACAGAAUAUUUCACAACAUAUAUAUCUGCAGCUAAAAAAAAAAUCUUAAAUACAAUUCUGGGUGCGACUCUACAGUCCGGCCACUGUAACAUAACACACAGUUUGAACAGUAACACUGUGUUUGCAUAUUGGUAAAUAAAAUAUUGCUUUAAUCAAGUGAUUAUUUGGCUCACCAUUAGGGGUACACCUACUGUCAGGUUCAAACACUGAUGACAUCUAUUAAACAAGACAAGAAGCAAGGAAUUAAACAGAGACAGAAAUAAAUUUGGCUCAGUGAGGAGAAACGUCUGGACUGUGCUCUUAUACAGUCUCACCACGCUCUUGACGAAAGAUUGUACGCCUCCUCUUUUAUUUGGACUUUCCCUGAUUACAUGGCAACAGCUGUUUCUAAGGGACGGGGGUCGUAAACAGCCAUCGCCUUUGAUUAAAACAGUUAAAAGAAAAGGUCGGUUCAAAGUAAAGGUCAUAAAGCAGUUCAAAGAAAAGGUCUCCUUGAGAGGAGUCUGGUCCUGCUUCCUCUCUGCUUUGUAGUUCUCGGGUCAAGACAAUAUCUUUCUGUUGAUUACAAUACAUCAAAGAGACAGAACACCUUCAUGUUGCUUCCCAUCCUACACAGUGGAGUUUUACAAGCUUUUUGAUUGGUAGGAUCAAAGACAGCUUUUGUCCUCUCGCCGGGAACUCCUGGUAACACAAAGUUGUGUGAUAACUUAGAUACAUUUAUUCUGACACCUACCACAGUUUGAGCACCACUAAUGUAGGCUAUAGGCCACUAGGAACUAACAGCUACACGACUGGUUAGCACACAAGCUGGACAUACGUAAAAAAGUGUCCUUAAUUGGACUAUUACAGUCUAAAACACCACAUCUGCCAGUAUCAACAAAAUGAAACAAUUCUACUUUACUACACAUACAAAUUCUCCAAGGCAGAAGCUUGUUAAAAGUAUCCAGUAGCAUACGUGUCCGCAUCAUUCAACUUAUUGCGUCAUGAUUUAGUUUAAUUAUUGGGACCACUAGGUGUCGCCACUUCAAAAUCAUAAAUUAGUCUUGUGGUUAGUGUUUUCAGACCUAUUCUAAUAUUCCACUCCACAAAAUAAUGAAAGCGUGUACGAUGAUUUCUGCUGAUAUCGUAUUGGGUUAAUAUCGGUAUCGGUCAAGGAUGUAUAGGUAUCGUAUCAGAAGUGAAAAAGUUGUAUCAGGACAUCCCUAAUUAGUAUCAGUAGAUCUGCUGCUUGGCUUGGUAGCAAUAUGAUAUGUUCUCAGAAAAUAUGUCGUUCCACAGGUUUUGUUGUCUUUGUCAUUUCCAUCGACUUUGGCACGUUGUUGUUGUCACGACAACCGUGCGCCGCUCACAAAUGAGGUUUCUGGUGGACUAAAGGGACGGAAGCCCACCUUGAAUGUUCACCGAUCAGAUCCUGUACUGUACACUGAGAGGACAACUGGUAAAUACCAUAUUUUUCUAAAUUUCAUCUAUCGACGGAAAGGGUGAAAAAACAAGUAGAAAAAGGAGUUUUACCAGAACUGCAAACAUGUCAGCAAGACUUAUCCUAGAUCACAUCUGUUUUUCUGUUAAAAAAAGGAUGAUAAAUAUGAGGACUUUUUAUAAUUUUAUAUUUGAUUUGUAUGUGGGUUGACUUCUAUGUAUUUUGACAAAAUGUAUUAAAUGUAAGUAAUUUUUUUAUAUAAAAUGUAAAUCAAUAUUAAAUAAAGGGGGUUUAU